Cadophora gregata is the source of this 309-nucleotide messenger RNA. RefSeq lists its product as uncharacterized. The coding region runs from base 1 to 309 and encodes 102 amino acids. Lineage: Eukaryota; Fungi; Ascomycota; Leotiomycetes; Helotiales; Ploettnerulaceae. The record is from RefSeq and is a predicted model, not a curated record. The transcript has a single exon.
AUGUAUUUCGUUGUUGCAAACCAGAGGAGGGAGCUUGGCGUAUGCGAUGAAUGUUUUGGAAAGAGUGAGGAAGAAAAGGGCGGUGGCUGUCAGGGACGCGAGCUUGCUUGCCGGAAUAUGUUACAUUUGCCAGAAGGACAGAAACGGGAUGCUAGGGAUCGUGCGCUGGCAGUGGAUGGCUUGACUACAGAAGGUAUUGAAAGGGAGAAUUUUCAUCUUGAAAAGACCUCAUACGGUAUUGGGGAUCGGAAUAUCAGAGACUGGUGUUAUGGGUACGACAUCCGAAAAGAGAUUGCCGCAGCAUGGUAG